CACCCAGACCAUUCCCCUACAUUUACCCCUGACUAAUGCACCUAACACUAUGGGCAAUUUAGCAUGCAGGAAGUUUGUGAAGUUUAACUAAUUUUCCAGAACAUUAUCCACGCCAAUCAAGAUGGAACAGUAUUUAUCACAGAAACCUGUGUGAAUGGUCACUCAGUCUCUGUCAAUCAUGUCGUUGUGUCCCACCUCCAGAUGCUGUUGCAACCCUGUUGCCAUGGGAGACCCUGGUAACAGUGCAGCCGGAGGCAAGGCGAUAGUUUCAGGCCGGCAGUCGCCCAGCUCAGAGUGUGAGCUUAUUGCUGGCUGGACCUUUGUCCUCCUCCACUCGCCCGCUCCCAAUGUCUGGCAGCAGAGGGGCGGACUCGGGCUCCCCGGUCCCGGAGCUGAUCGAUGUUAACAGUAACCGUGCGCUGCGCUCGCUGGGCCGGGUGUCGAGCUCCCCAGCAGCCGGCCACCGAGUGCCCGAGCUCCAAGAGCAACUUAAUGCAAUGAAGCGCCAACUGACCGAGAAAGAUGAAUUAAUUGCCACACUCGCUGGUGGAAGGUGUCGGAGCAGAUUGGAAGCUCAGAAGGGAAUCUUUGACCCAAUGGUGGAAAAUCCAGUUUUACGUGACCAACUGAAUCACUAUCGGGUAGCUUCUGAAACAGCUCGCAGUGAACUGGCUGCACUGCAGGUCAAAUAUAAAGGCAGUCAGACUGAGCUCACAGACAUUUGUCUGAAGCAGACAUCUCAAGAGGGCUAUAUCCAGGAGCUAAAGGCAGAAGUUGAAAGCUACAAGAUGGACAACACGAGGCAGCAGUCGCUCAUUGGUUGCUUGAGAGAGAGAAUCCUGGAAUCUGAGGAGAAGUCCAGAACACUGCUUUCUUCAAAGACUGAAACGGAAGUAACUCUGCAGGUUUUACAGAACGAGAACAAGGAACUCCGACAGAGGAAUACAGAAUUAGAGAGCAAACUCAGGAAACAUUUAAUGGAGUGGGAUGUGGCCAAGCAGGAAGACACAAGAAGAAUUAAAGAGCACGAUGAAUUCUUGGAGAAGCUCAGCCGUGCCAUCAGUGUUGAUUCUAGAGCAGGAGAGCAUCAUCUGGAUUUGCUGUUGUCACAGGCCGGGGAGUUGUGUAAAGAGAACAACAGGAAGAAUAUCCAGAUUAGAAGCCUCGAGGAGACCAUCGGUGCCCAUGACAUGGAGUCAAAAGCCAGCCGGGAAACUAUCAUGAGGCUGGUCUCUGAGCUGGGUAGGGAGCAGAAAGCUGUUGCCUCCUACCUGCAGGAAUUAGAUACCAUUCGUAAGGACUUGGACAAUGCACUGAAUGCUAAACACCACCUUGAAAGAGAGAACAGAAGCCUCCAGGACAGGCUGGACUCAACACAAAGAGCAUGGGAAGCCUCCAAGUUAGAAAUAAGAAGCUGGGAACAGCGUUCCAAAGAGCUGGAUGGGAGUUUACUGACCAGUGUGUGUGAGGCCAAAUCAGUUCAUACUCAGUUAGAGGCAUUCAAGCAUCAAUUGGCUUUCCUACUCAACAAGACAGAUGUGAUAGUUCCACCCACUGAAGAUGCAAUCAAAGAAAGAAUCCGUGACGUUUGUAACAGUGAGGAAGCUAGCAAACAGACAGUGUCACGGUUGGAAGAGAAUGUGACCAAACUGACCGAGCAACUGGAGAGGCAGGUGGAUCUGCACCAAGCUGCACUGCAACGUUGCACCAAGGCAGAUCUGGGACUUUCAGAACUUCAGGAGAGAGUUCGAAUCCUGGACGGAAACCUGCUAAGCGGAGAUGUGCUGUGUGAUACCUUGAGCCAGGACAAACAGAAAUAUCUGAAGUUCUUGGAGGACAUAGCGGAGAGGAUGAAACUGGAGAGGGUGACAGCAGAGAUUGGCUUUGAUAUGCAGCUGGAUGCAAUUCUUGCCCGGGCUGAUCAGCUGGUUAAAAUGGAGAAUGAGGCCAUUGUUGAGAACAAGACCCUUACAUACAACCUGAAGAGAAAGCUGAAAGCCCAGAAAGACAAGUUAGUUAGCAAAGAGCUGCACAUGGACCUGCUGAGGAGAAAGAUUGCACAACUCGAUACAGAGAAACAAACGCAGACUGCACUGGCGGUGGAGAGAGACGAGGCCAACUUAACUGUGCGGAAGCUGAAGAAAAAGGUGGAACGCCUUGAGAAGGAACUCGUUGCAGCACAGUCCUCUAGCUUAGAUCUGAAAGCAAAACUCUCUGACACUCAGGAGCUUAAGAUCAAAACGCUGGAGCAGAGCAAAACGAUAGAUGAGCUGAAUAAAUCUGUGAGGAAGCUGGAGACCUUGAAGGAAACAGCCAUAGAAAAGCUCAACGCCACAAAAUCAGACCUGGACUUCACUGAGCUUGAGGCAAAGGAGGAGAAAGAGCGAGCCCAGAACAUUCUGGAAGCUGUGGGCAGCGAGCUGAAGACACUCAAACAAGCCCUGCAGGAAGUGGCCAGAAGAGAGAGACAGCUGUUGGAUUUCCGGGAGGUUGUCUCAAGGAUACUGGGCCUGAACGUUAAUACCCUUGCACUUCCUGAGUAUGAGAUCGUCAAACGGCUGGAAAAGCUCGCCCAAGCUCACCACACAUCUGCCGUGUCGGCGCUGUGCCUUGAGAAUUCGAUGGGUAAACUACACCAGGGUUACGUGGCAGGGUGCGAGGCCAGGCAAAGGUUGGCCAGCAGUCUCAACCAUCCAGGGUACAAGCCCACGCCUGCGUUGCCGGCACGAAGACCGAAGAGCAGCACGUAAGAAGCUUUAGAAAUCGAAGAACAUUUGUGAGCAAUAUCCAGAUCAUGUUCGGAUCAACCACUUUGAGAUAUUUUUGGCGUCCGCCCUUCUCUUGUGAUGCUCUUGCAACCUUAAGCAUAAGUGGCCAGCCAUGGUUCAGUUAGUAACCCCCCCGACCCAUGUCAGAAGGCCGUGGGAUCAAGGCUACUCCAGAAAGCAGAGCAUGUGAUUUAGGAUGACAUGCACAGUGCAGUACUAAGGGAGUGCUGCAUGGUUGGUAGUACCAUCUAUCAUUUGAGACUGAGGCCCUGAGCUGCAUGCAGAAGAUUCUCAAAACUGUUUAAAAGAUUUGGAGGUGCCGGUGUUGGACUGGGGUGGACAAAGUUA
Chiloscyllium plagiosum (whitespotted bambooshark) is the source of this 3116-nucleotide messenger RNA. RefSeq names its product coiled-coil domain containing 170 (gene ccdc170). Lineage: Eukaryota; Metazoa; Chordata; Chondrichthyes; Orectolobiformes; Hemiscylliidae. The record is from RefSeq and is a predicted model, not a curated record.